CACCCUGUGCAGGCAAUGAUCAUCAUCAGUGUUACGGCUGCAUUAUGGCAGGAUUACAUGAAGACAAUGUUACCCAAAUGCAGGAUACGGGACAAUGAAAUUCCAUCCCUUUGUUGCAAAUAUAGACGAGGAUCAAGCAGAUUAUUAGCAAGAACACCCUGUUUUCUGAAAACAGGAGUGAGAGAUGGAGCAACCAAAGGCAAGAGUUUCUAUAUCUGUGGACACCGGGGUAGUUCACCGUGUGCAUUCACGCAGCUUGCUAAUAUCCCAGUAUCUCACUGUCUGAUACAUGAAGAUUCGAUUGUGGAACUUCAGGCCAUCUCUAGAAAAUCAGACACCAAGUCUUAUUGUUUAUAUUAUCGCUGUGUGAAAGGGAAGGCAGAUAAUCUGAAAUGGUGCGGAAAUGUUCCCUGGCAGCUGUCACCAACAGAGAGAGAUGUCCAUCAUGUUGGAAGGCAACCCCAUCAUCCUAAGGAGCGAAACCCUUUUAGAGUUCCAAGCGAGAAUCGGAAGCCAUUCACCUGGAAAGCUGAUACCGAUAACAAUAGCAGCCAAGAGACUGAGUUUGAAAGAAACAGGAAGCAUAAUGAGGAUGUAGGCGAAAGGUUGAAGUUGAAUGGUUUACCAGUAACUGAUAAGCAGGCAGCGGAGAAACCUCAUGAUGGGUUCAAAAUCAAGGAAAAGUCAUCUAGUGAGGCUGAAAAGCUUGCUGUUGUGGAUUCUGAAGGAACUCAAAAAGAAGUAAUUCAUCACUUUACAUAUGAUGCUGGAACAGAAGGAACUGACUCUAGUAAAAAGAAGGGUCACAAUCUACCAAAUUUCAAACCUUCUGGCCGCUUGGCAACUGACAAAGAAAAAUCAUCAGAGCCAUCCCAGACUACAAAGAGAGAUAAUGUUCAGUUAGGAUCUGAGAAAAAGCAUGUCCAUGAAGAAUUAUAUAAACACUCGUCACACCAUAGGAACACUACAACAACAAGCAGUGUACACUUGAAAGGUGAACAACUAAGGGUCAGGCAAUCAUCAAGCAAUAAAAGCAAAUGUAGUUGUGAAAAUGAAAAGCCGAGUAGCACUCAGGAGUGCUGCAUGACCAGGAUCCCCCAUCAAUCUGAACUAAAAGAUACUCGAGAAAACUGCUCAGAACAGACACAACGAACCAAAGUUGAAUACACUGCUACUGGAGACUGUUCAGUUAUUUAUACACAAAGCUCAGAUUCAAAUAGGAAAACAAAUAAAGAAAUUAAAUCAUAUGGACAAGUUCAUGCAGAGGUACCUGUUUGUAUUGGAGCAGAAAAUAACUGUACCAACUUAAAGAAAAAUACACUUAGCAGCCAGUCAGCAGAUGCCAAACAGACAGCAGUUGCAAGAAAAACAAAUAUCAGUAAUGGACAGAGAACAAUCACAAUGUUUCCUGGAUUAGCGUGCACAUCGGCACCCACAGAAACCAAGAAAACUGUGGCACUGCACAACCAGCUGACUGCUCAACUUAAACAGAAGAAGAAUACUCUGAGAACAGUGAAUGUUGCUGCCCUUCCUGACAAAGGUCAGAGGUUAAUAAAUCAAGUCAAAGACUUGGAGGAUGCUCUGAGUGCACUAUGCCUGUCCGCUACAGAUGACAGUGUAAAAGGAGAAGAAACAAGGAACAGCCAAAUCAAUCCCUUUGACAGAAGUGGCACCAUCUUAUUAAAUGAUCCUGUACCCCAUCAGGAUCCCAGAUCUGAUGCAACAGCUUCACAUUUCAAUGAUGAUUCUCCUCUGGGGUCAAGCCAGUUUUGUAACCAGGUGUAUAGAGCAAAUUCUCAGCAGAGCCUAUAUGGAGGACGGAUGACAGAGGAUCGACUCCUCACUGUCAAGCACAUGACCAGUGAGGCUAUUGAGCAACUCCACAAGUCACUGGAGUCUUGCCCAAAUACAUCUGAUGAAGCUGAAGAACCCCCCUAUCUCAAGGUCCCUCUGCUGGUUCAUCAGAAGCAAUCAUUGGCAUGGCUACUCUGGCGGGAAAAGCAAAAACCAUCAGGUGGCAUACUGGCAGAUGACAUGGGUUUGGGUAAAACUCUAACGAUGAUUGCACUCAUCUUAACACAAAAGUGCAAGGGGAAGAAAGAAAAAGGGAAAAAGCCAGAGGAGUGGGUCUCAAAAACUGAUCGCACUUUUGUGAUCUCCAGUGGCACACUCAUCAUUUGUCCAGCAUCUCUAAUUCACCAUUGGAAGAAGGAAAUCGAACGGCAUGUCUGUUCAAGGAAAUUAAGUAUAUACAUGUACCAUGGGCCAAAGAGAGAGCAAUCAACAAAGAUACUAUCAGAAUUUGAUGUUGUUGUGACGACAUAUAGCCUUGUUGCGAAGGAGAUCCCAGUGAAAAAGGAAAAAGGACAGUGUGCAAGCAAAGAUGAGGAAGCAAAUGCCUUGACUGAGGCAAAGUCUUCACAUUCUCCUCUGCUGAAGAUAGUAUGGACUCGGAUCAUCCUGGAUGAAGCUCACAACAUUAAAAACCCCCAAGUACAAACAUCAAUGGCAGUGUGUGAACUCCAAGCUAAAGCACGUUGGGCAGUUACAGGAACACCUAUUCAGAACAACCUGCUGGAUAUGUACUCUUUGCUCAAGUUCCUUCACUGUUCCCCAUUCGAUGACUUCAAGCUUUGGAAGAACCAAGUGGAUAAUGGUACAAAGAAGGGUGGAGAACGCCUUAAUAUUAUCACCAAAAGCCUUCUGUUGCGGAGAAUGAAGGACCAGCUUGACACUAAUGGCAAACCUCUGGUUGCCCUGCCACAAAAAUGUAACCGCUCUCAUCGACUAAAAUUGUCAGAGGAUGAGGAGGCUGUUUACAAUGUCUUGUUUGCUCGUUCUAGGUCGACCCUGCAGUCAUAUCUGAAAAGACACGAAGGCAAGGAUUACAAAGCUGAUUCAUCACAGGGCGCUGAUAACCCCUUCAACAGAGUAGCUCGAGAGUUUGGUAUUAAGUCUGUAAAUGGUGGACCUUCUGCCCAGGGGGUUUCUCACGCAUCAAGCACUGUCCACAUCUUAUCCUUGCUGCUUAGGCUUCGACAGUGCUGCUGUCACCUCUCUCUGUUGAAGACGGCUCUGAGUCAAACUGAGAUGGAAUCUGAGGGCAUCACCCUUUCACUGGAAGAGCAACUGAAUGCGUUAUCAUUGUCAGAGGUCACAACCUCUGACACCAAACCAACUGUUAUCCUGAAUGGCACCAGCUUCAAAGCACACCUGUUUGAGAACACCAGAAAAAGCACUAAGAUCUCUGCACUAUUAGAUGAAUUAAAUGCGAUAAGAAGUAGCCCAGAACCACAAAAAAGUGUAAUAAUUUCUCAGUGGACCAGCAUGCUGCAUGUGGUGGCAGGCCACUUGGAUCGAAUGAGUCUGAGCUACAUUACUCUGGAUGGUUCUGUAACUCCUAAACUUCGUAUGGACUUGGUGGAGGAAUUUAACACUAACCCUAAAGGACCUCAGGUCAUAUUGGUCUCUCUCUGUGCUGGGGGUGUGGGUUUGAAUCUCAUUGGAGGCAACCACCUUUUCCUGUUAGAUAUGCACUGGAACCCAGCACUGGAGGAGCAGGCAUCUGAUCGAAUUUAUCGUGUAGGGCAAAGCAAGGAUGUAACUGUGCACAGGUUUGUGUGUGAGGGCACUAUUGAGGAGAAAAUAUUUGAGCUUCAGGAGAAGAAAAAGGAGCUCGCAAAGAAGGUGCUAUCAGGAACUGGUGGAUCCUUUACCAAGCUUGCACUGGCUGAUCUUCGAAUUCUGUUUGGUGUUUGAGUUUCAAAGGAAACACAGUCCUGCAAUGUAAUUAUCAAACAUUUUAAUAAAUCACCGUCAAAGCUCAAAGCAUCUGUACAUUUGAGAAACUGGAAUUACUGGGUGUCAGAAACAUUUAUGUCUAACAUCAUGUGGAUGUUCUCGAGUAAUUAUGGUGUAAGUUACAAAGCCUUUAUAAGUUUAUGGGUCAUUUAUGUAUUUGGCAUCAGUUUCUCUGUUGCAGGAAUAAAAUACAAAACUGCAUCAUCUCAAUCUGAAGCCAAAGAUUUGUUACAUGAUUUCUGUUAUAAAACAAAAGGCUACUUUACUUCUAUCAAAGGUGGGAAAGCAAUUCCCAAUGAAAUUGAGGAUUUAACUUUGUCAAAGUAUAUAUGAUUUCAGUUUGAUCAGAACUUUGCUUUCUUAACUUGAUACAUUUUUUAAAGACUAAAUGUAAGAUGACAAAUUUAUCAUUAAAGUAAAUAAUUUGACUCUUUUCUGCAAAAUGCUUUGGAAAA
Carcharodon carcharias (great white shark) is the source of this 4256-nucleotide messenger RNA. It is a transcript of the gene ttf2, whose product is annotated as transcription termination factor, RNA polymerase II. The record is from RefSeq and is a predicted model, not a curated record. The coding region runs from base 16 to 3759 and encodes 1247 amino acids. Gene Ontology annotation, molecular function: ATP binding; zinc ion binding; ATP-dependent chromatin remodeler activity. The transcript has 23 exons. Lineage: Eukaryota; Metazoa; Chordata; Chondrichthyes; Lamniformes; Lamnidae.